Notolabrus celidotus (New Zealand spotty) is the source of this 2993-nucleotide messenger RNA. RefSeq names its product smoothelin, like (gene smtnl2). The transcript has 10 exons. Bases 766 to 2442 code for a protein of 558 amino acids. Gene Ontology annotation, molecular function: protein binding. Gene Ontology annotation, biological process: actin cytoskeleton organization. Gene Ontology annotation, cellular component: microtubule organizing center; filamentous actin. Lineage: Eukaryota; Metazoa; Chordata; Actinopteri; Labriformes; Labridae. The record is from RefSeq and is a predicted model, not a curated record.
AUUGUGGUGACACAGACUGACUGCGGUUUCUUGCUACAGACACAUUUGUUGUGUUGUAGUUUGAUGUUGUGUGUAUUGAGUACAAUGAUUCAUCUCUAACUCAGAAACAGUCUUCAACAUGUCCUCAUGUGAAAACCUGAACUGAACCUGAGCUCCAUUCGUUGACAUCAUGAGUACCUCCUUUUGUUUUUGUUGUUUUUGUGUAGCUGCAGCGUCUGACGUCAGCUCUAACAAACCUCCUCCUGUGUUUUCAGCUCACAGAUUACAUGAAGCUCUGCUGCCGUCUCGAGCUAAUGAUGUUGGUUUUCCGAACUUUCGGGGUGAUGGAUGACCUCUAAAAAACUCUGCUAAUUUUCUCCGUACAUGCAUUGAUGCGUGAGUGUGUGUGUGUGUGUGUGUUUCAUUGUGUGUUUUAGGCUCCGGGGCCUGGACGAGGAAACGGUGAUGUCAUGCUGAAUAAGGGCUCUGCUGCCAGCUGAAGGGCUGAUCUGGACACGCUGGCAGACGGACAACAGAGACAUCUCUACUUGUUAAAGGAGGAGCAGCCCUGGACAAACCACCUCCGAGGAAUAAUCUGGAGUGAAGAUAAAACAGAGCAGACGUUUGCUCCCCCCCUGCAAACUUUCACCUCACAGCCCUUGUCCAUCAACCCCCCUUCCCCUCGAGCCAAACCCUGAGCAGCACUGACUGAGGAUACACAUUCCCCACUGACAAGAGGAUCUAACUUCUGUUCAGAGAGAGUCACCAGUGGCCGUAGCUGCACGGAUGGAAGCCCCAACUCUGGCUGAGAUGGGAGACUUGUGUCACCCCUGCUCUUCCUCCCCAGAGGGGGAGACGGUGUGUGAUGCUCUGGCUCGUUUUGAGAAUACCCUCCGUGAUGCCAUCAGGGAGAUCCAUGUGGACGUCAGUGUUUUUAAGCUGGGCAUGGAGCGUCGCAUGGAGGAGACAGCCACCCUGAGUGGGCCUCUAGGACGAGCUGUCACUCAGCUCCAGCAGGAGAACCGACAGCUCAGGAGUCAGCUAGAGACUCUUACCCAACAGGUGGAGCUCCUGAGUGGGAUGACGUGUGACAGGAGCACCUUGAUCAACAACAACAACCACAACCACAGUCAGAACCACAAGAACCACCUCAGUGACAUUCAGGAGAACCAUCAGGAGAUAAAGGAGGUCAUCUACGGGAAAGGAGAGGCUCACACUCAGAGUCAGGCUCACCUCCACUUACAGUCCUGCAGCCUGGGCGGCCCGGCCCAGAACUACAGCAGCCAGUCCAGUCCUGCAUCACCACCUGCAGCCUUCUCCACCUCCCCGAGCUCCAGCAGUCCUCCUGUUGGCUCCAGAGUUUCCUCCAUGGUGACGGGCCCCGUGUCGAGCAGCAGUCCAUCCGCCGCCCGCUUCUCCAGCCGAGCCACGUUCGCUGUGUCAAGCAAGACUAAUAGUAUCGAGCGAGAGGAGCCAAUAGAGGUGGACCCCACCCCGACACAUGCUGCACUGGAAAAUGGACACACUGCCGCCACAGCAGAACAUGAAGCGUUGGUACACGGGAAGAUCUCUCCACCCCAUGACUUCCCACACGAGCACACGGCCCCCGUCGCCAUGCGGAUGCCCCACCUCCCCAUCACUGCUACAACCAAGACGGCAGAAAUGAAGGGCCCCGACUCUCCCAGCAGCCCUGUCGGCUCCCGGUCCUCUCCUGUCUCUGAGGCCUCACCAAGCGGCCAAUCAGCUGCCAGAACCAGCCAGAACCAACCAAUAGAGGAGUCUCCAGUUCACCCAGUAUCCUCCACAUGGACACCUCCACCUGUCAGAGCUCUGGGGUCUCCCCUCCUUCAAGAAAAAGUAAAUUCCGCCCCCGCUAAGUCUGUGACGUACUCUGGACUCCUGCAGCAUGACAGAGACGGCGAUGUCCGCACUGACAGAUCCUUCGGGCAGGUCGGAGAGAGGAAGAGGGAGCUGGUGAGGUCUCAGACUCUCCCUCGUAACAUCGGAGCUCAGGCUCGUCGAUCCAUCUUUGAGAGGCUGGAGUCUGAAGCCAACAACAGUCGUCCCAAACCAGUGGACUCCAAACCCAAACUGAAGCGGUCUCAGAGUUUUGGGGUUUCCAGCGCCAGCAGCAUCAAACAGAUCCUCCUCGAGUGGUGCCGCUCCAAAACCAUUGGAUACCAGAACAUCGAAAUGCAGAACUUCUCGUCCAGCUGGAGCGACGGGAUGGCUUUCUGCGCUCUGGUUCACUCCUUCUUCCCCACCGAGUUCGACUACACGGCUCUGUCCCCCGCCAACCGCAAAUACAACUUUGAGCUGGCUUUCGGCACCGCAGAGGUGAAGGCAGGCUGUGACCGGCUCAUUGAGGUGGACGACAUGAUGAUCAUGGGCCGUAAACCAGACCCCAUGUGUGUCUUCACCUACGUCCAGUCCCUCUACAAUCACCUGCGCAAGUUCGAGUGAAGACUCAACCGCUCUGCUCGGUUCUCCUCUUCAGCCUCUUCUUCAUUUUCUGAACCUAACUCUGAGCACAGAGGAGCUGCAGAGCUGCUGGGGGAGUGCUGUGAAAAGACUGCACCGCCCCCUGGUGGUGGGUUACUGAACAUUCCUCUACAUGCUGCAGGAUGAGUGCUCUCACCUCACAGGAGCACAGAGGACAAUGACUCUGUGGGAGGAAGCUGAGCGUCCUGUAAAGAAUGAAGAAGAUGAUUACACACAGAUAUCAGGGUGGUUUAUUUUUCAUGUGUGUGUUUCUGUGUUUCUAUGUAUCUGUUUGUGUGUGUGUGGAGACAUUUUGGACAGAGUGCAUCUAUUGCUGUGUUGUAAAAGUGUCCUUAAUAACCUUUAAAUUGCACCGAUAGAUGAUGUAUGUUUCACAGAUGUUCCACUGAAUAACUGAGCUGCAGGUUUCUGAUGAAUCAGAGUAAAAGUUAAAUGAUGCGUUGGCUGAUAUUUACGUCCACAUGUGCUGUGAUGUCGUGUUCAAUCAAAUAAACUGCUCUGUUUGACUCCUG